CCUGGCUCUGGGCUAUCGAGCACUGAGUUGUCUUUUUUUGAAAAUAGGUUUCUCCGGGGCUCUAUCCCUACUGAUCUUGCUUUUUGGCAGUUUUAUGGUAACGAAUGAGAUGAUGCCAUCUGGAGAAUCAAAUAGUACUGCCAGCGGAAGCUGGGCGGAUUAUCUCAUGUCUCCGGAAGCGGAUUCUGGCGCUAUCACGUCGAAUGAUCGGGAAAGGGAGAUUUCCCUAGCCCCCCUUCCUCCAGAAUUAAGGAUCCCAUAUCCGCCCCAAAUUUCCUAUCCGCCGGCGGCGCUUCCUCCAGAAUUAAGGAUCCCAUAUCCUCCCCAAAUUUCCUAUCCGCCGGCGGCGCUUCCUCCCCUACCCGAACCUGGCUCCCAGGACCCGGUUUCUCCCCCUCACCCCCUGAUCUCAUUCUACCGCAACAUAGAAAAAGCGGAGUCUUUUUUCGCGGGAAAUAUAGAAUUAGCAGAGAAUCUGGAUCGAAUCAAGGAGAUGCAACGCGCCCUCGAGGACGAGCGGGAUCCCUACCGUGGGCGGGAACUGUUGGAAAUAAUAGAUUGGGAGGUGCGGGCGCUGGAGGGCAAAGUGGCGCGCAAUCACGCUUGGAAUAUGCUGCGAAAUCAAAAAGUAAUGGCAGAUAGGAAGCAGCACUUACAGAGGAAUCCAUACACCGCAGGGAUAGAGAUGAACAACAGGAGGAUAGCUCAAACGAAGAGAAGAGAUAUUCUAGACAGAAGCAGCCCUUGAACCGUACUUAGCUGCACACAAGGAACGCCUGUCAGUUGGGCUAAAGCUCUAGUCUUUCGUUUUCAGGACUGUUAUCACCAUCUCAUCCCACCGUAUCCAAGUUCUCUGCUUCGUGCUUGGCAGCUUGGUUCUAAACCUUCAUAUGUCUCUUCUGUUUUUUUUGUUCAUCUCUUUGAAUACAAUAGGAAUAGGGUG
Molecule: messenger RNA, 943 nt
Organism: Arabidopsis arenosa
Lineage: Eukaryota; Viridiplantae; Streptophyta; Magnoliopsida; Brassicales; Brassicaceae
Source: the annotation of a GenBank genome assembly